Molecule: messenger RNA, 3401 nt
Organism: Ochotona curzoniae (black-lipped pika)
Lineage: Eukaryota; Metazoa; Chordata; Mammalia; Lagomorpha; Ochotonidae
Product: C2 domain-containing protein 5-like
Biological process (GO): positive regulation of protein targeting to membrane; positive regulation of D-glucose transmembrane transport; intracellular protein transmembrane transport
Cellular component (GO): plasma membrane
Molecular function (GO): calcium-dependent phospholipid binding; calcium ion binding
Source: RefSeq, a predicted model, not a curated record
AGACUCAUUUCUUUAAUGUCAGGUGAAUUAAAGAUUGGUCUGAAAGUCCUUGAAAUGAGAGGAAAUGCAGUUGUCGGGUACUUGCAGUGUUUUGAUCUGGAGGGCGAGUCUGGGUUAGUGGUACGAGCCAUAGGAACAGCGUGUACUUUGGAUAAAUUAAGUAGCCCGGCGGCAUUCCUUCCUGCAUGUAAUUCCCCAUCCAAAGAAAUGAAGGAGAUUCCCUUCAAUGAAGAUCCCAGCUCCAAUACUCACUCAUCAGGACCCUCAACCCCUCUGAAAAACCAAACUUAUUCCUUUUCACCUUCCAAGUCCUACAGCCGACAGUCCUCUUCUUCUGACACAGAUUUGAGUUUGACACCCAAAACUGGAAUGGGAAGUGGUAGUGCUGGAAAAGAAUUGGGGCCGUUUAAAGCCCUGUUGAGACAACAGACUCAGUCCGCCCUGGAGCAGAGGGAGUUUCUGUUUUUCACCCUGACGGCCUUUCCUCCUGGGUUUCUCCUUCACGUUGGAGGUGUUGUCAGCGCACGCUCGGUGAAGCUUUUGGAUCGUAUCCACAAUCCAGAUGAACCAGAAACUCGAGAUGCAUGGUGGGCAGAGAUCAGACAAGAAAUCAAAUCGCAUGCUAAAGCGUUAGGCUGUCAUGCCGUGGUGGGCUACAGCGAAUCCACUAGCAUCUGUGAAGAGGUCUGUAUUUUAUCUGCUUCCGGGACGGCGGCCGUGCUGAACCCCCGCUUUCUGCAGGAGGGCACCGUGGAGGGCUGUUUGGAACAAAGGCUUGAAGAAAAUUUGCCUGUUGGCUGUGGAUUUUGCCAUAUACCAUAUGAUGAACUGAAUAUGCCAUUGCCAGCUCAUCUCACAUAUUGCUAUAACUGCAGGAAACAAAAAGUUCCUGAUGUUCUGUUUACCACUAUAGACCUCCCAACAGAUGCAGCUGUUAUUGGAAAAGGUUGUCUCAUUCAAGCAAGAUUAUGUCGCUUAAAGAAGAAGGCACAGGCCGAAGCGAACGCCACAGCUGUCAGUAAUCUCCUGCCGUUUAUGGAGUAUGAAGUGCACACCCAGCUGAUGAACAAGCUAAAACUCAAAGGAAUGAACGCCUUGUUUGGGCUGAGAAUUCAGAUCACAGUGGGUGAAAAUAUGUUGAUGGGCUUAGCGUCUGCUACAGGUGUGUAUCUGGCAGCCCUCCCCCCACCCGGUGGCAUCCAGAUUGCUGGGAAGACUCCAAAUGAUGGCACCUAUGAGCAGCACGUCUCUCACAUGCAGAAGACCAAUGACACGAUCGCCAAGAACAAAGAGCUGUAUGAGAUCAGUCCUCCUGAGAUAUCUGAAGAGAUUAUAGGAUCACCCAUCCCAGAACCUAGACAACGCUCAAGACUUUUACGAUCUCAAUCAGAGAGUUCUGAUGAAGUUACAGAAUUAGAUCUUUCACAUGGAAAAAAGGAUGCUUUUGUUUUGGAGAUCGAUGACACGGAUGCCAUGGAGGAUGUACACUCCCUGCUGACAGAUGUCCCCCCGCCCUCAGGCUUUUACAGUUGUAAUACAGAAAUCAUGCUUGGUAUAAAUAAUUGGACAUCUGAAAUACAGAUGUUUACAUCAGUAAGAGUAAUCAGAUUAAGCAGCCUUAACCUGACUAAUCAAGCUCUCAAUAAGAACUUUAAUGAUCUCUGUGAAAAUUUGCUCAAGAGCCUGUAUUUUAAACUGCGGUCCAUGAUCCCCUGUUGCCUUUGCCAUUUAAAUUUUACGGUAUCUCUGCCUGAAGAUGAAUUAAUUCAGGUUACAGUCACAGCAGUUGCGAUAACUUUUGACAAAAACCAGGCAUUACAAACCACAAAAACACAUGCUGAAAAGUCGUUGCAAAGAGCCUCUACGGACAGUGAAGACCUUCUGCAGUUUGCACUGGAGCUCUGUUCAGAUUCACUUCCUUCGCAUCCUUUUCCACCGGCGAAAGCUGUGACAGGUGAAAAAGCAAGUCCAAUGGGAGAAGGAAAUUUCCGGAAUCGCUCUGCCCCACCAUGUGCAAACUCCACAGUUGGGGUUGUUAAGAUGACACCACUUUCCUUCAUUCCUGGAGCAAAAAUAACUAAGUAUCUUGGGAUAAUUAACAUGUUUUUUAUUCGGGAAACCACUUCUCUUCGUGAGGAAGGAGGCGUCAGUGGUUUUCUCCAUGCGUUUAUUGCGGAGGUGUUCACGAUGGUGAGAGCUCACGUUGCAGCGUUAGGAGGGAAUGCUGUUGUCUCCUACAUAAUGAAGCAGUGUGUUUUCAUGGAGAACCCAAAUAAAAACCAGGCACAGUGUCUUAUAAAUGUAAGUGGGGAUGCAGUGGUUUUUGUUCGUGAAUCUGACUUGGAAGUGAUACCCACUCAGCAGUCCACUGCCAACUGCCAGCCAUUAUGUACCAGAGGAGAAGUUACAACUUGAAGAAAAUUAGAAGGAAUGAGCUGAACUAAGCAAAAUUCAUCUCUCUCCACUGUUCUGUCCUUAGUAUCUACACAUUUUUUUUUAAAGUUUGAGUUUAAUUUGAGGCGAUUAAGAAAGAACAGACACUUCAUGAAUAGAUGUGAUCUGUCUGGAAUCUCUUGAAGGGCUGAGAAUGUCCUAAUCCUUAGACGGGCUCCAUGGAAUCCUGACCCGGCACUAAGUUAAGGCAGAUUUCUAAGAGAACUAUAACAAAAAUGUCGGAAGUUACUAGUAAUUUAUUCUGAUUUUAAGAAAAUCAUAAUUUAAAAUGUAAAGAUUGCCAGGAAGCAAAAGAAUGAUCAUAGUAUAAUUUGGAAAAAUAAAUUGAAGCCUUGCUAAUUAGUAGAUUGUCUGAUAAGAAGUGUGUGGGAACAGUUGUGAAGAGGUUUCAGAAAUCCACUGUGACUUUGCUGAUGUGUUUUGUUCUGAUGAGGAAUUUUGUAACCGCUGAGGGGAAAGUACACGAACGUUGUUGACAAAAAAGCUAAAACUCUGCAGUUAACAUCCCUAAGACAACCUGAGUACAAUAAGAGAAAGCAGUUUUAUAGAAAGCAAUUUUCAGAGCUGGAGUCCUUUUACUGACUAAGAAGAAGGGAACGUAUGAUUUCAUACUGGUCACAUCUGAGUUAAUGUUUAAUUUGUCCAGAAGAUGACAGUUGCUUAAACUGCGAAGCAAACGUCAACAAGUUUUCUUGAAGAAAUAAAAAUACAGUAGGAGUGUAAAAUCGUUUUCUAAUAAAAUUAUGUUAAACUCCCAAACGAACAGAAAGCUGGUAAGAAUCUGAGAAUUUUCAGUGGUUAGCUUGUAUUGGCAUAGGACCCUGAGAUAUAACUUGAAUGUAAAUAUCCUGCAAGUUGUUGAAUGUACGCAUAGAAAUGCUUUUUCUGUCAAUGCCAAAUGCCUGUUGUAAAUGAGCUGUAAAAAUGAACAUUCCUCCUUUGCAUAA